Messenger RNA from Paraphaeosphaeria sporulosa, 6162 nucleotides. RefSeq lists its product as uncharacterized. The transcript has 10 exons. Bases 1 to 6162 code for a protein of 2053 amino acids. Lineage: Eukaryota; Fungi; Ascomycota; Dothideomycetes; Pleosporales; Didymosphaeriaceae. The record is from RefSeq and is a predicted model, not a curated record. Gene Ontology annotation, molecular function: protein kinase activity; microfilament motor activity; actin filament binding. Gene Ontology annotation, biological process: endocytosis; actin filament organization; protein phosphorylation. Gene Ontology annotation, cellular component: actin cortical patch; cytoplasm; plasma membrane.
AUGUCUGCCCCUUCCGUUCACGCGGACGCACCGCCCGCGCUGGUGAGCGAUCCAGAAGGUCUGCAGUAUGAAACUGGCCCUUUGCUGGGAAAAGGUGGCUUUGCUAUAUGCCAUCCCGCGAAGCUGCUCAACCAUGAGCAUCUGGGCAACACUACUGUCGCUUUGAAGAUUGUUAAGUCGAAGAUGGAGCCUCCUAAACUGGCGCAAAAGUUUGUGACAGAACUCCAAAUACACUCCAAGCUAGCACAUCCGAACAUCGUUGAGUUUUAUCGGGCCUUCUCCUUCCAGAAGAGCACAUACGUCGUGCUCGAACUGUGCGAGAAUGGAUCCCUCGCCGACGCAAUCAAGAAGCGGAAGUACUUUACCAUGCCCGAGAUCAGACGCUUCAUGAUACAAACAUGCGGCGCCAUCAAAUACCUGCACCAACGGAACAUCGUUCACCGAGAUCUCAAGACGGGCAACCUCUUCCUCGACGGAGAUAUGAACGUCAAGGUUGGCGACUUCGGGCUUGCAGCACUCCUCGUGUCACAGAGCGACUACGGUGCCAUCCGGCGAACGACCAUGUGCGGGACACCCAACUAUCUCGCACCUGAGGUGUUAGAAAAGACUGGAAAGGGCCACGAUGAGAAGGUGGACCUCUGGGCGAUAGGUAUCAUGAUGUACACAUUGGCCGUCGGUAGAGCACCUUUCCACUCCACGAAACGAGAGGACAUCUAUCGCAAGCUUAAGGCGCGGGAAUAUUCAUGGCCAGACCUAGCGAAAUGCCCAAACGAAAUCACAGACGAUCUUCGCGAUAUCGUUUCUUUAUUGCUUGUUCACGAAGACGAACGACCCACGCCCGAUGAGAUCGUCGCCCACCCGUUCUUUACUCUAGGCCAUAUACCAUUAACACUGGACAGCGCAUGCACGUCUCGCGUCCCGAAGUGGUCAAAGGUACGACCGCCGACCGCCGCGACAAUCAAGCGCGGAUAUACAGACGAGUGGUGGACCUUGUGCAAGUCCUCUGCUGUGGGCAAGUAUGGUCCUGAUGCCGGCCAAACUUUUGGAGCAUACGGGGCUCGGAGGAACAAGACGGUGGCACGAGACUGCCAGAAGGAGAUUGAAUCUGGAAAACAGCCAAGUAUACCUUUCGCAAAGGAGACGGUGUACUUGCCAUUUCCUGCCCGUGUGCAAUGGCCUUUCCAGAGCGCGGGUGGGCUAAGUGAGAUAACGGAGGAGAAGGACUCAUCUUCGGAGGGCCAAGCGUUGGUAGAGACCACGGGCAACGACCGGAUGAAAGGACGGCCAGUGCGCGCCGCUAGAAGGGCAGAGGUUAUGCCAACCUUGCAGGAAAACAAUGAUCCCGCCCAAGAAGCGAAGCCAGUACCGCGAAUGGUGGAGAAGCAGCCGACACGCCUAAGGAGCGUUCGCAAGAUAUCGAAUCCAAGGGUGACAGGAGCUGCCGCACCUGCCCCAGUGCCUUUGAAAGUCUCUAAAGAAACUCGCUCAUCUCAGCGAACGAAGACAGCCAGAGACACGUCGAAAGAGGAAGAGCCACUGCAAGAACUGCCUUCGCUUCGAGUAUCAAAGAUCAGCUCUAGGAUAGAACAGAAGCAGGAGCCAACAGCACCUAAACCGGUGGCAUCACAGUCAACCAGGACACGAACAGCACCGCGGCUUCGUGCGUUGAGCACAGAAGUGCCCGCAACUGACCCUACAGCGGUAUUAGCGCAGUUAUACACCUUCCGAGACAACCUGGCACGAGCACUAGAGAGAAAGCCUACUUAUUCCAAGCGCGACAAACAAAAGAAACUACCAUUCGUGUCCAAAUGGGUGGAUUACUCGCGAAAGUACGGUGUUGGCUACGUUCUCGAUGGUGGGAGUGUCGGUGUCUUGACAGCCGCGAAUAAAGAUUACCCCGUGACUGUGGGCUUUACGACAAACGGACUGCACCAUCUCAAGCAGCUCUCCAAGGACCCCGACUAUUUGAAGGCCAUCCCCAUCCAGUUCUGGGCUGCCCCAAAGAAGGACCAAGGCAUUUGUCGCGUCCAAAUUUCCGAGCAUCGUCGCGCUGACGACAUCCGAUUGUACUGGCAAAAGUUUUGCAAAUACAUGUGUUCAGAAUUAGGCGAUGAGAAUUGGCCCAAAAAUGAUGGCGAGCGGCCUAAUUUUGUCAAGUUCUACCAGCGGCUUGGAAACUUCGGUAUCUGGGGCUUCGACGAUGGUUCUUUCCAGUUCAACUUCCCCGACCACACGAAGCUGGUGCUAUCGCCGGAUGCGACCUACGGCAAGCUCGUAUGCCUCUCAAUGGAGGGAGCAGCAGUCCUGCAGGACACCAACAAGGUUCCGUGGGACUUUGUGAAGAGCCGCGAAACGCUCCACGGUUCCCUCCAACAGCUACUGUACGGUUCAGUACGGCAGGACGACAGCUACAAGGAGCUCACAGAAGCCAACGGUCUGCGAGAAAAGCUGGAAUUUAUUCAAACCAUUGUACAGGACUGGAUUUCUGGCGGAGGUCUGGGAUGCCUCGGAAAACUCCAGGACUACGAAUGGAGGGGGGUGCAGCCAGCGACAGAUCGUAAGAGGCACGACUGGGCCAGUAAGGGCGGUUUCGCGAAGAAGGCCGUCUUCGAAUCCACCAAGAAAAAGGAGGUCGGCGUAUCAGAUCUCACGCUGCUCAGCAAGAUCUCAAACGAAGCCAUCAACGACAACCUGAAGAAGCGAUUCGAGAACAGGGAAAUCUACACAUACAUUGGACAUGUGCUGGUGUCAGUCAAUCCGUUCCGGGACCUGGGUAUAUACACGGACCAGGUCCUGGAUAGCUACAAGGGCAAGAACAGACUGGAGGUUCCUCCGCACGUCUUCGCAAUCGCCGAAUCUUCCUACUACAACAUGAAAGCGUACAAGGAGAACCAGUGCGUGAUCAUCUCGGGCGAGUCCGGUGCGGGCAAGACCGAAGCUGCAAAGCGAAUAAUGCAAUACAUUGCCAAUGUUUCGGGCGGCAGCAAUAGCGGCAUUCAGGAGAUCAAGGAGACGGUGCUGGCCACGAACCCUCUGCUCGAAUCAUUCGGAAACGCAAAGACGCUGAGGAAUAACAAUUCGUCGCGAUUCGGAAAGUACCUUGAGAUUCAGUUCAAUGCGCAGGGCGAGCCAGUGGGCGCGAACAUCAACAACUAUCUCUUGGAGAAGUCAAGAGUAGUAGGGCAGAUCACGAACGAGCGCAACUUCCACAUUUUCUAUCAGUUCGCAAAGGCGGCAUCAUCGAACCACAGAGAAAUCUUUGGUAUCCAGCAGCCACAGCAGUACGUCUACACAAGCCGCUCGAAAUGCUACGACGUUCAAGGCAUCGAUGACCACGCCGAGUUCAAAGAUACCAUGAAUGCUAUGAAGACUAUUGGACUGUCGCAGGACGAGCAAGACAGCAUAUUCAGAAUGCUUUCGGCUAUAUUAUGGCUAGGAAACGUAACGUUCCGGGAAGACGACAAAGGCGACACAGUAAUCGCGGACCAGUCUGUCGUGGACUUCGUCGCGUACCUGCUGGAGGUAGAAUCUGCGCACGUGAACAAAGCGCUCACCACCCGCGUGAUGGAGACUAGUCGAGGUGGACGCCGAGGUUCAGUGUACGACGUCCCGCUGAACCCUACACAAGCAGCAUCUGUACGAGAUGCGCUAGCAAAGGCCAUAUACUUCAAUCUGUUCGAUUGGAUCGUCGCACGCAUUAACAUAUCGCUACAAGCCCGGGACGCAGUUGCCUACUCGAUUGGUAUUCUAGACAUCUACGGAUUCGAGAUCUUCGAGCGCAACAGUUUCGAACAGCUCUGCAUCAACUAUGUCAACGAAAAGCUCCAGCAGAUUUUCAUCCAGCUAACCCUUAAGGCGGAGCAAGAAGAGUACGAGCGAGAACAGAUCAAAUGGACCCCGAUCAAAUACUUUGAUAAUAAGGUUGUGUGCCAAUUGAUCGAAGAAAGGCGACCUCCGGGCGUCUUCGCUAACCUGAACGACGCCUGUGCAACGGCGAGCGCAGAUCCCGCCGCUGCUGAUCAGACUUUUGCGCAACGAUUAAAUUCUCUAUCUUCCAACCCGAACUUCCAGCCACGGCAGGGCCAGUUCGUCAUCAAGCACUACGCUGGUGACGUGUCGUACGCCAUCGAUGGCAUGACCGACAAGAACAAAGAUCAACUACUCAAGGACUUGCUGAUUCUCCUCGGCAACAGCUCCAACAACUUCGUACAUACGCUUUUCCCCGAUCAGAUCGAUACUGAUAAUAAGAGACGUCCUCCGACAGCCGGUGAUAAGAUAAAGGUUUCGGCGAACGCCCUUGUUGAAACCCUCAUGAAAGCGCAGCCUUCGUAUAUUCGUACCAUCAAGCCGAACGAAAACAAGUCGCCUACCGAAUUUAACGAGCCAAACGUCCUACAUCAGAUCAAGUAUCUCGGUUUGCAGGAGAACGUCCGCAUUCGACGUGCUGGAUUCGCGUCGCGUCAGACUUUCGACAAGUUUGUCGAGCGAUUCUUCCUUCUGUCACCGAAAACAGGGUAUGCAGGAGAAUACACUUGGAGUGGGUCAUACGAGAGUGGUGCCAAACAGAUUCUGAAAGACACGAACAUUCCCGCCGAGGAGUUCCAGAUGGGUGUAACCAAGGUUUUCAUCAAGACCCCCGAAACACUGUUCGCACUUGAGACGAUGCGAGAUCGUUACUGGCACAACAUGGCUAUACGGAUCCAGCGUGCAUGGCGCAACUAUCUACGCUACCGGACAGAAUGCGCUAUUCGAAUCCAGCGGUUCUGGAGGCGCAUCAACGGUGGCUUCGAAUUCAUUGAGCUCCGCGACCAAGGUCACAAGGUCUUGCAAGGCCGGAAAGAGCGACGAAGGUACAGCUUGGUCGGCUACCGCAGGUUCAUGGGCGACUACCUUGGUAUCGGAAACAAAGGUGGACCGGGUGAAGUGGUCGCAAAUGCGAUCGGCAUCUCUAACCAAGAGGUGCCUUUCUCGUGCCGCGCUGAGCUUCUUGUAUCGAAGCUUGGUCGCUCCAGUAAGCCCGAGGCGCGAACACUCAUCUUGACGAAAUCAAAUGUCUACCUCGUUAAGCAGGUGCUUGUCAACCGACAAGUACAAAUUCAGGCCGAAAGAACGAUACCGGUAGGAGCCAUCAAGUAUAUCAGCUGCACCACUCUGAAGGACGACUGGUUCUCCAUCGGCGUGGGGUCACCCCAAGAGCCUGAUCCUUUGGUGAACUGCAUCUUCAAGACGGAAUUCUUCACUCACCUAACCAACGUAUUGCGCGGGUCGCUGAACAUCAAAAUCGGAGAGACCAUCGAGUUCAACAAGAAGCCUGGGAAGCUAGCUCAGGUGAAAGCAGUCAAGGAUCCUGCUGUACCGAGGGACGACCUGUAUAAGAGUGGUACUAUUCACACAGCCGCUGGAGAGCCACCAAACUCACAAUCGAAACCAACGCCCAAAGGAAAACAGGUCGCAGCGAAACCAAUCACUAAGGGAAAACUGCUACGACCCGGUGGACCCGGUGGCGGACCAUCGAAACUCGCUUCCCGGCCCAAACCUACACCUGCCCCAACACCAGUCGCGGCGCCCGCAGCUGCCCAACCAAGAGCCGUGCCACAACCAGUGGCAGCACUGUCAAAUGGCCACGCACGCAACACAUCUACAUCGUCGAAUCGAGCACCUCCACCGCCGCCCCCACCCCCACCCGUUGCGCCUCCCGCACCCAAAGAGCCCACCUAUAAAGCACUGUAUGAUUUUGCGGGCCAGUCUGCCGGAGAGCUCAGUCUCCAGGAGGGUGAAAUUAUCCUGGUGACCCAAAAAGAGGGUAACGGCUGGUGGCUCGCAAGCAGACUCGACAAGUCCGCCUCCGGCUGGGCACCCUCCGCCUAUCUGCAAGAAUACAUCAGCAAGCCUGCGCCCCCGCCCGCGCCGCCCGCGCCGCCAGCCCGGCCUGCGAACGGCGUCCGCGGAAAGGGCGCACCGCCGGCUCCGCCUGCCAAACGGCCCGUCGCGAAGCGGCCGGUUGCUGGCGGCGAGGCGAGGGAUAGCGGGUACUCUGGUAGCAACUCUGAUGUUGGUGCGAGGGAUAGUGGGGGGAGCAUUGCGGGGGGUUUGGCGGAGGCGCUGAGGCAGAGGCAGGCGGCGAUGCAGGGGAGGAAGGCGGCAGAGGAGGAGGAUUGGUGA